UGUCCCAAUAAUUUAAGUAUUAAGAGUGCUCUAGUCCAGCUGUCUAUUAAAUUGGUCAAGAGUAUUUUUUUUCUAUUUCUUAGUAAUAUAUUCAUUCACCAGCAGAGCAGUGCAGAGAGCAGAGCAGUAUCUCCUUCCUUCUUAUAUUACUGCUACUUCCUUCACUUUGAUACUAUCAUCAUUACAUUACAUUACUCUCUCUCUCUCUCCCCAUUUCACUUAUAUUGCAGUUUCUCUCUCUGGAUCAGGAUCAGGAUCAGUAGUACCAGUCCGGAGUAGGAGGGUGGUGCAUCUGAAAAAAAGAUGAAAAUGAAUUUGAUGGUGGUAGUGUUGGUAUCAUUUAUUUUCGGAGCAUCAUCAGCGGCGGCGGCAACUAGUGUUGCAGAAACUCCUUCGCCGGCGCCAGCACCGUCGGCGCCGGAGUAUGUGAACCUGACACAGUUGCUGUCGGUGGCAGGUCCAUUCAGUACAUUCCUCAACUAUCUCCAGACAACAAAACUUAUCGACACCUUCCAAAACCAAGCCAACAACACCGAAGAAGGAAUCACAAUCUUCGUACCGAAGGAUCAAGCCUUCUCGAAGCCCAGAGCUUCUCUCGUAAAUCUGACCCAAGAACAGCUCAAGAAUCUAAUUCUCUUCCACGCAUUGCCACAUUACUACACUCUCUCGGAUUUCAAGAAUCUCAGCCACCAGAACCCAAUCAUCACCUUUGCCGGCGGCCCUUUUUCAUUGAAUUUCACCGACAACUCGGGCACCAUACGGAUCGAUUCUGGAUGGACUAGCACCAAGAUCACAAGUGCAGUUCACGCAGCUGAUCCAGUUGCAAUUUACGAGAUCGAUAAAGUACUAUUGCCUGAAGCUAUAUUCGGAACCGACAUACCCCCUACUCCGGCUCCAGCACCCGCUCCUGAAACUCCCGAUGCAGAUACGAAAGGGGGAAGUGAUGAUUCUUCUCUGUCACCGAAAGCUUCUGCUGGAAAGUCGACUUCUAACUCUCACAAAGUAAUGUUGAAUUUGGGUGUGCUCGCGUCCGCGGUGCCCUUUUUGUCGUUGUUGUUGUUGUGGUGAGAACUGAUGUGAAGGCGCGGCGCUACGCUACGCUACCGGACCUUUUAAUUUAUUUUAAAUGUCACCACACCACAUCAAUAUUAUUCUACAUCCAUAAAUUGUUGUUGUUUUUAAAAAAAGAUUUCUUCAUUUCACAAUAGCUAUUCUUUUUGUUACCCAUCCACAAUUUUCAACAAGGCUGUCUGUGCCAGCUCUCCUUAGAUGUAUAUGCUUUGGAAGCUUACAAAAAAGGAUGUAAUAAAAUAUAUAUGCUGUAUGUAUUCAUUAUUCAUCUCAUCUUCAUUUAAGAAUUAUUAUUAUUA
Molecule: messenger RNA, 1370 nt
Organism: Erythranthe guttata (spotted monkey flower)
Lineage: Eukaryota; Viridiplantae; Streptophyta; Magnoliopsida; Lamiales; Phrymaceae
Gene: FLA7
Product: FASCICLIN-like arabinoogalactan 7
Biological process (GO): plant-type secondary cell wall biogenesis
Cellular component (GO): plasma membrane
Source: RefSeq, a predicted model, not a curated record